CAUCAGCCACACGAUGCUGACUCUAGAUUACCACAUCAGCCACACGAUGCUGACUCCACGUGUCCACAACAGCAUCAGAUUAUUGAAUCCAUGUGCACCAUCUCAGACGAAGGCCAUCAGACCGUGCAACAUAUGACGUGUACGAAUGACAGUAGUGAAGCUAUGACAGCCCAUCAAGACCUGGAACUGACUGGCCAGGUCAACUUGACACAAUCAACGCUAGACCCUACACCUGACACGUUAGAUGUGGAUGAUUCACCGUCAACUUUAGCGCUUUGUCAAGUUUCAGAGGCGAACAAAGCGAUGGACAAUGUUGCGGAUAUGCUACAUGGUAGUGGUGAAAGUGGAGAAUGGUUGGGCAGGGGAAAUAACAAAGAAUGUGAAAUCAACGAUGAAAGUGUAGAAAUAUUGAGUGCACAGAUUGAAGCAGAACACGCUGGGAGCCGAGAUGAGAAGAUCAGUCUAGAAGGGGAUAGAUGCAUUUUGGACUUGCAAAAGGGCAGCGUAACAGAAGCUACAGACGCGUAUUGUAGUGGUGCGGGUGGAGUUGUUGAACAAGUGCCACACCUAGAUGCUGCAGAUGGUGACCACAAUAAAAUAAGAAAUGAGCAGACUAUGGGUCGUCUGCCAGUAAACGAUGACGCCUUCUGGGACGAUGAACCUGACGGGAAGAUGUUAAAAGGUUAUCUAUCAGAAGGUGAGGUUGUAAAGGGUGAACAAUCUGAAGGGAAUGUUUUGAACGAUUACCGUACUGAUAUACAAGAAAGUGGUUGUGUGUUUGGAAGCUAUAGUGCGACAUGUGACAAUUUAAACCAUGGCCACCCUACUACCCAAAUAGAAAAUACGGCUGACAAUCUACCGCCAGAAGAUCAUGAUCUUGCCAAAAAUCUACUGCCUGAAGAUCAUGAUCUUGCUAAAAAUCUAUUGCCUGUUAACCUAUCCAUAAACGAGAACGAUUGUUUACAUUCUUCCAUUGACAAAGUCCAUCAGAACGAGGCUGACUGCGUAGUCACCCCACCCUCCCCGUCCAGUUCAUUCCAUCUUAAAGAGAAAACUUUAGGUCUCGGGACCCAAGACGACCAAAACCCUGAAGAUACUGAUGACUUUUUCGACGACAAUGAUGACAAGAAAGUGAAGGACAAGCAUUCAGAGCAAGGAAGCCCCAGCAGCGAUGAAGACAUUGAACAAGAAGAUGAUGAGUUCUAUGAGAAUGUUAGCCAGCAAAAAGUUCAAAAAUCCCAGUCGCUGACCAACGUUGUGGAGGAAAGGUCAACAGGUCAUCUCAAGGUCGAUGGUCAACUUGAGCCAGCAGCUGAAGACGUCCAAAGUCUUUACUCCGUCUCCAACAAAUAUUCCAGCCUUGAGGUGACAGACUCCAAGAGCGCAUCCUCCUCUCUCAUCAGCAGCGCCAACUCCAGCUCUCUGCUCAAGGAAGAGGCUUCAGACGCUGAUAACAGCCGCUCUUAUCACAAGGACAAUACGUCAUUGGGCCGAGACAAAUGCCAGGAUCUUGACCCACACCAGAAUGUUGGGGUAUCCAUUGAGUCUACAGAAUAUAAGGAUGGGGAACCCAUUGCGUUUACAGAACAAAAAGCGGGUGUAUCAACUGAAUUUACAGACACCAUAUUGGUACCGCAGGUCUCACCCCUUCAAGCUCCUGCAGUUUUAGAAAUCUCCAAAGCCGAUGAUGUUGUUGAAGUGGGACAAGACGAGGAUGUUGUUAAAGUCGGACAAGACGCGGAUGUUGUUGAAGUCGGACAAGACGAGGACGCUGUUAAAGUUGUACAAGAUGACCGACCUCUGAGCGGCCUGGACGUGCCGCAGACGAUAUCAAAGGAGGAAAAGUUAACUGAGAGCAUCAGAACUACAGAGGAUCCAACUGUUGCCAUAAGCAUAUCAAACCAAUCACUGUCGGGAUCGAUUAAUUCAUCUAGCCGAUCGAAUCACUCAUUGAAAGGAUCGAUUAAUUCAUCUAGCCGAUCGAAUCACUCAUUGAAAGGAUCGAUUCAUUCAUCUAGCCGAUCGAAUCACUCACUGAAAGGAUCGAUUCAUUCAUCUAGCAGUUUAAAUCAUUCACUACACCGCAGACAAUCCGAACCGACACAACUGGUCCCUGGGGAUCGAGACUCACCUGACGCUCCGGGCAGGGUAGGCGAGGGCUUUGAGUACUCACCAGCAGCCAAAGUCAUACUAGACGCGACUGACCUGUGGUUGAACAAAAUCUCCGAUCUAUGCCAGUCACCACAAAGUGCUGAGCCCAGUGACGAGCAACUCCGUGAGAUUGCAGACGAGUGUAAGUCUCACCUACUGACCUUGACCGGCGACCCGGAAACAAACGAUGUCCAGCUUCCUCGGCCGGGCAGUGCCCAAGCCACUAAAGAUUCUGCCCUGUCAGUUGAUGGGAAAUCAAGUACCGGAUCAUCCAGCCACUCCCUUAGCAAAGACCACCAACACCGACUAAGCAUUUCCUCAUCUAGAAGUGCAAGCAUCUCCUCCUCGAGAUCGAAAAACGCGGACAGCUCAGCUUCGCUGAAAGACAAACCCGAACCGAAGCGGGCUGGAAGCGAGGCCAACAAUGGAAUUAAAAAGAGAGGAGAGCCACAUAGAGGUCUGGCGACACUGGGAAAUAUUGUUGGUAAAGAUGUGAAGCAUAAUCCAGGUGACCCAGGUAAUGACACACAAGGGGCGGAGCUUAGAUCAGAGAAACAAGCUCAGGGGGAGAGGGUGAAUCCUCGCUUCAUCAGCAGGCCAUUGAGCUCAACGUCAAUGGAUCAAAGCUCACGACCGCCUGUUACUAGACCUUUAAGCGCACGAUUAACUUCCGGUUCUAAAUCAUCAACUUCCGGAGCGUCAAUCCCCCCUCUUAGCUCUGUUUUGUUAGAUAAGCUCACAGAGCAGGGGAAAAAAGGGAUCGAGAAGGCGACCGGCAAGGACAGUCACUCUCUGGUCUUCACCGGAAGUAAAGGCACCAAAGUCGCCCCUUUGCUAGACAAGCGCUUGGUGCCUCACCCGCCCCCCGUCUGCUACACAGAAACCUCUACCCCAGCAGAAACGACAGGGCCCAACAAACUGGAGAGGUUUUUACAGCGCACCGGUGGGCGCUUCAUAUCCCGGGUUGGUUUCCAAGGCAACACCACAACAAAAGAUGACGUCAGCGACAUAAACAAAGCCAUGACAAGAAUGGAAUCUCCGGCGAACAAAGCGACUUUGAAAAAAACAAACGAAGACGCGGAGACGAGCAGACGACAGAAGCAACAUCAGACUUUGUUCCGCAGCGCCUUGUCGGCAUCAGCCUCGACCCAGACUGACCCGAAGGUGACCCAGAAGCCGCGCUACCACGCCACCAUCCGCAGCAAGGAGAGCCUGGCGCCCUGUGGGGAGCCUGGGGAGCCCAGCAUCUACUCGGCUGGGACGGGGGACGGCACGGGUAAGGAGCCGGCGCCCACACAGAGACGGAGGAAGUCGCCCGACUCAAAGUGGAUCGUGUACGAGAAGGAGAGUCUGGGGGACCAAGAUGGCGGCGGACAGCUCAAUCGCCGAAAGAUGGAACCCUUGAAACUCCGUGAGUCUGGACUAAAGAAAAACAAGCCGACCAAGAUGAUGACCAUGCAAGAGUUUGAACGCAUCCAGGCAGACCGCCACUUGAACCAGGCUUUUGCCCGUAUCCACAAAAGUAAGCCAUGCGUCGACUGUCACAUGGAUUCUAAAGUCAUGGAUAAGACGGGCAGGUCCGUGAAGAAACGACGUGAGCGCGUCAACUACGACUCUCUGAUCGCGCUGGAGAACGUCAAGUUCCUGGAGAUGCUGAGGUUCAAGAAGUCGGCCUAUGACAGGGAGGAGCAGCUCAAGGACUUUAAGAAGACAUACAAGACUAUGGUUAUGUUGGGGAAACACACAGACACUUGGCCAGAUAUGAAAGGCGUGGACAAAUUUCUGGCCAAAAAUAAACACGAAGAUAUCAAGAGUCAAAUCGAGGCUUGAAGCGGCACUGGAUUCAUUCGGAUUUU
Messenger RNA from Physella acuta, 4007 nucleotides. RefSeq lists its product as uncharacterized. The record is from RefSeq and is a predicted model, not a curated record. Lineage: Eukaryota; Metazoa; Mollusca; Gastropoda; Physidae.